Messenger RNA from Nerophis lumbriciformis (worm pipefish), 1560 nucleotides. RefSeq names its product LanC antibiotic synthetase component C-like 1 (bacterial) (gene lancl1). Gene Ontology annotation, biological process: peptide modification; carbohydrate metabolic process. The record is from RefSeq and is a predicted model, not a curated record. Lineage: Eukaryota; Metazoa; Chordata; Actinopteri; Syngnathiformes; Syngnathidae. Gene Ontology annotation, cellular component: plasma membrane.
AGGAAGACUCCACAACAACACCAACAUACGUCGCGGUACGAAUUAACAUCGAUUUCAUAAAAAAUGCCCAGAUUGCAAGACAAAAUGGACACUCGAGCCUUGAAGAAUCACUAUCCUGACUAUGAUGGGAGGACGCAGUCGCUUUUUGACUCCCAAGGCAAGCUGACAUCGGAGUUUUCCCAGCAGCUGACGAGCAAGAUCGAGGAGCUGUUAGCCGUCAUGGAGAGCGGCUUGAAGUCAGCUGACCCGAGAAACUGCACCAGUUACACUGGCUGGGCAGGCAUCGCACUGCUCUACCUGCACCUCCACCGAGUUUUCAAGCAGGAGACGUUCCUCCAGAAGGCUGUCGAACACGUCAGCCGCAGUCUGAAGUGCCUGACCCGUCGUGAUGUCACCUUCCUUUGUGGUGACGCGGGGCCGCUGGCUGUCGCCGCCGUGGUCUACCACCGACUCCAGAGGGCAGGGGAGGCCGACGAGUGUAUCACCCGACUGCUGCAGUAUCACCAGACUGUUGUGAAGGGUUCGAGUGGGCUGCCUGACGAGCUUCUCUACGGUCGAGUUGGUUACCUUUACUCUCUAAUCUUCAUCAACCAGCAGCUUGGCACCAACAGAAUCCCGUUGCAGCACAUCCAGCAGAUCAGUGAGGCCAUCUUGGCUUCAGGUGAGCACCAGAGCAGGAAGCUUCGUGUCCACAAUCAGAGUCCCCUCAUGUAUGAGUGGUACCAGGAGCAAUAUGUCGGUGCAGCCCACGGACUGGCUGGGAUCUACUACUUCCUCAUGCAGCCAGGGUUCGUUGCGGCUGAGGAGAACAUUCACAGACUGGUCAAACCCAGCGUCGACUAUGUCUGCCGUCUUAAGUUCCCCUCUGGAAAUUACCCUCCCUGCAUCGGGGAUGAUCGCGACCUGUUGGUGCACUGGUGCCACGGAUCCCCGGGUGUCGUCUAUAUGCUCCUGCAGGCACACAGUGUGUUUGGUGAUUCUCAUUAUCUGGAGGAUGCUCUGCAGUGUGGCGAGGUUGUGUGGCGGUGGGGCUUGCUGCAGAAAGGCUACGGGCUGUGUCAUGGCGCGGCUGGGAAUGCUUACACAUUCUUGGCUCUGUACCGUCAAACACGGGACGCCAAGCACCUUUACAGAGCCUGCAUGUUUGCAGAUUGGUGCAUCAACUAUGGCUCACACGGCUGCAGGACACCAGACACGCCCUUCUCACUUUUUGAAGGCAUGGCAGGUACCAUCUACUUUUUGGCCGACCUUCUGCAGCCAACACAAGCACGCUUUCCAGCCUUCGAGGUGUGAAGCCCUCGACCACAAGCCUGCAGGUAGAUGUCCCGCUGUGACCCGACAAGAUGUUAUUUUUCCUGCUCUUGCUCUGCUGGGAAUUUCUCAACAGUAACAAACACAUGUCAGCUCCUAGUAAAUCAAAACAAAAUUUACGGAUUUUUCUUUGUUUUUGUUUUUUUGUUUUUUUGCAGCUCGAAGUCUUAUGUUUAUUACGCCCAGUUCAAUAUCACUAUUGUAUCCUUUGCACUGUCCGAGCAAUAAAUCAUCUGAUUCUUCACACAA